Ceutorhynchus assimilis (cabbage seed weevil) is the source of this 6297-nucleotide messenger RNA. The record is from the annotation of a GenBank genome assembly. Lineage: Eukaryota; Metazoa; Arthropoda; Insecta; Coleoptera; Curculionidae.
CGGAAAUCCUCAAGUUUGUUUAUGUUGAAAAUUUGGUAUAUGGUGAAAUAAUUUAAGUGAUAUCUAUUUAUCUACCAUCUAACUAUUCAUAGAAAAGUAGAAAUCAAAUACAUUUCUUACCUCUUGCCCUUGGAUUAUGAAUUAUAUUUUUGAUCUUAUUUUAGAUGAUACUUUGUAGAAACUAUAUAAUUUUAAAGAUCUAACAAGGUUCUGUGGAAAAAAUGGAUAGGGGAAAAUCCACGCAGGGCACAAGAGGCCCUAAGUCUAAAUUAACUCAGCAGCUACCAGAUUCCUUUAUUGCGCUUGGAGCUAAACCAGGAACAUCACGAGAUGAUCCCAAAAGGACUAUACCUUUGCCAAAGAGCUCGGUUGGGUCUACAAGCAGUGCUCCCACAGACAAAUUGAAACGCGAAGGUACCAGUUCCAAUCUUGCAGUGCCUCCUUCAAAAAAACUUAAGGUGGGUUUGACAGGAGUAUCUAGAUCUGGAAUCAUUGGGACUUCGGGCUCAAGUUUACUUCCCAUUGACCGUAUGACAGGAGGUGGAACUCCUAGUGUGGAACCCUGGGAAAAUCUAGCGAUCGAGUGUGAUGCGAACGAUAUUUUUGAUAAGAUCAUGCAAAGUUUGCAAGCAGAUAAUAUAGACAAAACUACUGGUUACGUGUUGGGAAUAAUCAAAGGCCUACGUUCCAUUAAAUCCAAGCCCUGUAAAAUAACAUGGUCCGCCUUACUUUCUGUAGCUAGUAUUCGGCCAGAAAUAUUUACCAGUGAAAAUGUGGUCAAUGCCAUGGCCCAUGUGUUAAGACGCGACAUUGUUGCUGGUGCCAAAGGGAUGUAUAAGAGCAACUCCCAUGUGCAUCAGAUAUUGCUUAACUUGAUAUGCCAUGCUUUUAAUGAUAAAGAUGACUGGCCCGAAAUAUUUGUGAAGCUUUAUGUUGAAGAUGCAACUGGUGAUAGAGUAAUUAUUGAUAGUCCGUUUGCCAAACCGUUUGUGGACAAUGUAACAGCAGCGUUUCAUACAAAGGUGCCACCUUCUUCUCUGCUCAAAUCGGAAACUUCCAGUUCGGCUGCUAGAGAUACAUCUAGCCCUUUGACAAUUAAUAUCUUGGAUGACGAUGAUGGUGCAGCAGAACAAAAGCAAGUAGUCGAAAAUUGGCAAAUAAAAACUACUUCCAGAUACAUUCAUACACAGCAAAAAGUGGAACAAAUAGUCUUGGAAGCCAUCAAAGAAAUAUUAGCUAGAAGACAACAGCCCGAAAAUAUAAGCAAGAACUUUGUCAGACUCCUAAGUACAGCCUGUGGCUUGAAUGAAAUGAGAAUCAUUGGAGUAUCCCGUAUAGAAGCCUGGUUGCACAACCACAAACUGAUGAAACCCGCCCAAGAGCUGUUGGCUUAUUUGUGCUACAAUUGUUCAGCAAGUUCACCUAGAGACUUAGAAGUUAUUGCCCAAUUGAGCAAGUUGAGACUUAAAAAUAAGCAAAUGGUUAAUUAUUUUAAUAAUUGUCUGCGGGAAAUGGUAAUGUCGUUUCAGGAGAAUUUGUUUCCGCUUCUGAAGUAUACUAUCUAUAAUGAGUUGAGUAAUGCAAGGAAUCCGAAUAAUUUGAUUGUUGUUGGAGCUUUGUUCCAGGUUAAGCCUGAUCAUGCUGCUGAAGCUUUGGCAGAUAUUUUUUGGGAACUAUUAUUGAAUAAAGAUGACUAUCACCGUUCACUGAGGGUCCUUCUCAAAGAAAUAAAUCGAGUGCUCAGGCACGAUUUCAAUCUUCUCAACGUUGUGCACGCAUUAUUACGCGAGCGCAAAGAAUUGGUGCCGACAAUGAGAGAACAUGAACAUCGCGAAAGAAUGUUCCAUGCUCUAGUUGACUUAUCUACCAUGUGCAUGCUUUUAUGUGUGAGUGCUCAAGUUAGAGAUGCCGCGACUCAAAGUAAAAGGGACUUAACAGUGCUGAAGGCUUUUAAGACCCAGGUGGCCAAUAUUCAGAGGGAGUGCGUUGCGUGGCUGCAGGAUUCGGCAGUGAGGAUGUUUCGGCCAACAAUGCACGAACUUCAUCAUUCUUUAUUAAAGAUUCUAUUUUUGGAACAAGCAGAACACUAUUACAAAAUUGAUUCUUGGCCUGGCGAAAAUGAAAGAAAUCUUUUUUUAAGAUUAGCCAGCGAGGUACCACUAUUGCAAGCCACUUUAUUGCGCGUUCUUCUUAUUGGUUUAUCCAAAGAUCACCCCACAUCUCAAACGGAUAUGAUAGACAUUUUGGAUCAACUAAUCAAACGGGCAGCCAAUUUACCUCAAGAUUGCGGACCAACCUUGAUGAUUGAUAAAGUUGAAAUAUUGGAAUUCUUUUUCAAUUUGUGCAUGUACACUUAUCCUGAUAAUAUUACAUUGCCUCUCACUUAUAAACCUCCUCAAAUGGCGAUUACUACUUUGUAUUGGAAGGUUUGGUUGAUGUUGCUUAUAUUGGCCGCACAUAAUCCAUUAACUAUAGGCAGCAUAGCUUGGAACAAAUAUCCUACUUUAAGAAUGUUUAUGGAAAUGUGCAUAACCAAUUACUUUUCAUUUCCACCACCCACAAUGAUAAAACCAGACGAGGACUAUCAAUCCAAAGAAUUGCAAAUAAUAACUGUUGAAAAACAAAUAAUCCUUGAAUUUGAAACACAUCUAGCCGCGGCCACAAGUCGAACUGAAAUCACUGAAAAAACUAGUUUAUUGUUACCUCAAUUGAUGGAUCUUAAUCCUCCUGGGGAAGCUAGGAGGCCGCCAGCUUAUGUUAUCGAUAUGCUUCAAGCCUUGAACCACAGUCACAGGCUUGGACAUUUACUUUGCAAAUCUAGAUUGCCAGAUUUCCUUUUGGAUAUCAUGUCUCGACAAGGAGGUACAGCGCAUAUGCCCUGGCUAACCGAACUAGUUCACAGUUCAGAAGGAGUUCUAUCUCACUUACCGGUGCAAUGUUUAUGUGAAUAUCUGUUGUCAACAGCCCCAGCCGAAAAACUAACGAAGCACGGUCAAUUAUUGGCUCAUUUAAGACAAGUUGUUAACGAUCCCGAUUCUCAAUCUGCUAAUGAGGUUUUGGAAUACUUAUUUAGGCGUUUAACAUCAGAUCACGCUGCUAGCAGGGUGCAAGCUACAAAAGGUCUAGGCCUGAUUUUAUCGCCUACAGAAGAUGUUGAAAUAACCACAGAGAAUUAUAGUAAUUGGCUGUCGCAUUAUAUACAGCAAUUUGCCCAGUAUAAUCUAAUCAAGCCGCUUUUGGUGCAAUUUUUAAGGCAAGCUUUACAAAUUGAAAGUAAUCCUGUGAUUCUUUCCAGUUAUAUCAAUUUUUUGGCAACACAAAAUUGUUACGAGUCUUUUGCUGAGUUAACUGAAUUGAUUACUGAUUUAUCGUCAGUGAUUAUUGAGCGACAUAGUAUAGCUUCUUACGUUUUACCAGGACCCGAUCAAAUAACUUUAAAAAACCUUUUACAACUUUUUUGUCUGUACACAAUGAAAGCCAGAGAAAACGCUGAAGAAUCUUAUACAAUUCAUGAAGUUUACGAAUACGUUGUCGUUUCUUGGGAAACUGGAGAACAAUGCGGCAUGCAACCUCUACUUAUACAUUCAGCUAUUGUUUUGUUAACAUACGGUCCUUUAAGUAAUUUCGAGCCUUUUAAUAUGCUCCUUAAUAUUUGGUUUCCUCUUAAUAUGGGCCGACCUAGGGCCUACUCUCCUGACACUGCAGAAACGACCUCAUAUUUACCUGAUUGGAUAAAAUUGAGAAUGAUUAGAUCAAAUGUUCCCAGACUGGUCGAUGCUGCUAUAGAAAACUUGGAACCGCCAAAAUUAGUAUUAUUUAUACAAUCUUUUGGUAUUCCUACGACUUCUAUCAAUAAAUUAUUAGCUGCAUUAGAUAAAGCGACGAUUUUGGAUAAAAAAAUAUUGGUGGAUUCCGUUUUGGAUAAAACGUACAUGAUUCAAUUGGUGGAGGUGCAGAAGAAAAGGAAUGCUGUGGGCGGGGAAAUUUUUGUCAAGUCAAUUGAGAUGCAAUUGCCAAUUAUUGAGGAUGUUGAUAUUGGAGUAAAUGUUGGUACUAAAAAACCUCUUCAUAUUGUUGGACAAACCGAAAAAACCAUUGUUUCUGAAAAAGUUUUACAAGAAAAUUUUCAUUUGUUGUUUAAUCCAAAAUUUACUGGUGAUAAGAACAAGAUUAUCCUUAACCUUAUUAAGAAUAUUAGUCUAAAAAAGAACUUAAAGGAUACAUUUUUCAAAAUCAUCAAAGACCUGCCAAUAAAUCUAGUACUACCCACCAUAUUAAAACACAAUUCCUUUUCAACAUUACUUCGUCUGAUAUUUUCCCAUGAUUCAUUUGCAAUAGAUAAACAACUGUUAGCCAAUCAACUGUUGACAGUGAUACCCCACGAAAAUUGCACGAUUAACGUUUUAAGGCAUUACCUAAAAUCUACCAACAGAAUAGAAAAAGUCGAAGAAAGAGAAGUGUCUGGCGAUAUAAUGGAAAUGAUAAUAAAGGAAGAAUUAGUGACCAGUUCAAAGUCUGAAGUGAUACUAAAUUCUCCAGAGAAUUUAGGACAAAAAGUAGUAAAAAUGCUUUUGGAAGAUAAUAUUGCAUUAGAAAAAACUGGUCUAUUGGUUGACUGGCUAUCGAUUUUAGAACUGGAAAUUGCUAAUACAGAAAAAGACAAAUUACAGGUGGAUCUCCUUUUCUCAAGAAAGCAACAUCACUUUCGACCUUUAUUAAUGUCGCUGCUUUUACAAAGGGCCAGUUGGCAGACUUUGCAUAAUUUAAUGACAUUUUUGUUAUCAGGCGAUGCUUUCGAUACAAUUUGUCCUGUGUCAGUUCUAGACUAUCUCACGGCGCUGACAAAAAGUCCCAAAUUAUGGCAAGGUCGUGACAAGGCAGUUCCCAAACAUUCGCACUUGGAAGACGUAUUAAGGCUUGGUGAAAAUCAGGUAAACAUUGUUGUCAAAUACAUACUAGCAGAAGCUGAAUUACAUUCGCUUAGUUGGGAGCAAAAAAUGGAAUCACGGCUUCAGUUACUUCUUAAAUUCAUCAAAGGCUAUGGAACAUCGAUUAUCAAAAACUUGGUCCGAAAUUCAGAGAGAAACGUUUACAGUAGAAAACUCCUACUAAUGACAUAUAUGGCACUACCUUCUGCUGGUCAAGGCAUAAUAGUUCCUAAACCAGAAAUCGCAUCUGAAUUGCUAAGCAUAAAUUGCCCAAGUGCCAUCGAUAAAAUUUCGCAUUGUCUGUUUACUGCUAUGUCUUCAACGCAAGCACGUUCCAAAGAUUUGUUCAAAAAAAGCCGAGAUUUAGAGUUGUGCGCACGUAAACUCGCCGCCACCCACCCUCUUCUAGUGCUACGCCACUUACCAAUGCUCGCAGUGAUUCUGAAAGGCAGAACCCAAUACGAUUGGAACAUAUUGAAAAGCCGAGGACACUUUCUGCUAUUCGGACAAGUUUUAGGGCUAAUUGAGCUGCUACAACCCUAUAUUUUCUUCCAUCCGAACUCCAGCGCCCUGUACGAGUUACUGGAAAGCUUCUUUCAACUGCUUCAGUUUCAUUAUCAGCGAUCUGAGUUAAAUGUUAUGGUCAAGCGGAUAGUUACGUUUAUUCUGAAUUGGAUGGUGCACGAUGUGCGGGGUGGAGCAAAAUUUUUGCACCAUCAUGGUGGAAUUUUGAACGACAUUCAAUUCAAUCAACCUGGUGUACGUCCUCUACUUUCCAGCGUUUCCUUACCAGUGACUGCCGAAGAUACGCCAUCAAAUCGAAUUCUAGUGGGAGCAGUAAAUCCUCCAACGCAAGAAACAUAUCCAGAACGAUGGCAACAUUAUAUUACUGGGCUUUCAUCUUCUGAUAGGCUAAAUUCACUUCAAGAAAUUGACCAACUCACGAAGUCCCGACCGCAGUUAUUAGAAAGUGUCUCGCAAAAUUUGUACAGUUUACUUGAGUCUCCGACAGGCGCAGUGCGAACUUUGGCACUCGUACUGGUAAUUCGAUGGUUGAAAUACAAUCCAAAAGCCUCUUCCGAAGCUUUACCAACAGUCUUGUCUUGUCUGAACAGUGAAAAUGUGGCGGUUGUUGCGACGUUGCUGGAAAAACUUCCCGAAUUGGUCACUCUGAUGCAGGAAUACGGAAAAGUUAUUUUGGCCAAAGUUUUUCAGCUUGGCACCAAUUCGGUUUUAGACACGACCAGUAGCAUAACAAAAACUAUUGAUUUGUUAAAUUUACAGUAUGGUUAUUAGGUUUAGUCAGUAGUCUUAUAAGAUAUGUAUUAACUUUGAUAAAAAUGAUUGAAAUAGAUUUUAAUUUAGACUU